UGUAUUUUAAUAAUGUUAAUCUUUUUUUGCUAUAUCGAAAAUGCAAGUGGUCAAAUUGAAAGUUUAUAUAGAGGGACAAACUGCAUCAAGCCCAUAUAUAUAAGUGAUAUAAAGUGAUUUAUAAAUCCUCUAGAUAGAACAGAGAUGGAGUUCAGUCAACUGCAAGAAAUCUUUCACGAGAUACAGACAUUUAUGUCUCAAGUAAUGCAGAUUAGAACUGAGCCAACUGAAACGUUACAGGCGCUAGGUUUACUUGAACACAAUUACGAGGCUUUGAAAAAUAUGCUAAUGAUCUCGGAUUAUAAGAAGGAGCUUGAACGAGCGGAACUUAAUGACCUUACAAAUUUAACUUCUGAUCUCGAUAAGCUCGAAGUGAAUUUCGAUGUGACCUAUUUGAUGAUUUGCGCCAUGUUCGGCUAUGAGGAAAAGGGAAAAGAGCUUCUUCUAAGAGGAGCGAGUGUGAACCAACAAAAUCGACAAGGUCUGACUGCGCUGAUGUUUGCCUCCAUGUUUCAGUUCGAUGAGUUUGUUCGGAUGUUGUUAGAGAACGGAGCAGAUGUCAACCUUAAAGAUAAUCGACAGAUGGACGCGCUGAUGUGGGCUGUUCUACAAGGACAUGAUGACAUUACUCAGAUUCUGUUAGACCAUGGUGCUGACGUACUUAGUAAAACUCCCAGUAGAUUGGACGCUCUACAUAUUUCUGUUGAGAAAGGUUUUACUAGUAUCGUUGAAAUGCUUCUGGAAAGAAAUGUAUGUGUUUCAUCCAAGUCAUUAGAUGGUUGGACUCCUCUUAUGAGAAGUGCUCGCUUGCAAGAUUCUAAGAUUGCCAAACUACUUUUACAGAGGAAUCUCAAUGUCAAUGAAACAACAUUUCAAGGAAUUACUGCAUUGCAUAUAAGUGUAAUGUAUCAAAAUUUGAAAUGCAUACGCCGCCUUCUUAAGCGAGGGGCUAACAUUAACUGUAAGGACAUUAUGGGACUGACACCUUUAAUGUAUGCUGCAGGUUUUGACAACGUACAAGUGAUCUGCACACUCUUUGAAAAUGGAGCAACUAAAUCUAUAAAUGAUGUUAAUAACACAAACCAAAGUGCACUGUUUCGAGCUGUGAUCGGAAAUGUAGAGAAUAUAGUUCAUCUUUUAAUAAGUGCAGGGGCCACGACUAAUAUAUUUGACAUAAAUGACUUUUCUCCAAUUAUCUAUGCAAGUUAUAAUCAGCGCACAAGCAUUGUGGAGCAGUUAUUAAAACACAAAGACAGUGCAUGGCACAAAAGUAAUGAGUUUGAAACCUGUCUACGUUUGGCCGUCAGCAAAAAUGACGUAGGAACCACAAAAUGUUUGCUGAACGUUCAAAAUGUAGAACAAAUUCUGUCAGACCGCAAAAAAUUGAACACUACAAUUCUAUCUGUUGCUGUGAUGAAUGGGAAUAAAGACAUGGCUAAACUUUUGCUGGGCGCCGGUGCAGAUGUCAACGCUGUAAAUGGUCUACUACAAUCUGUAUUAUUUACCAGUAUCACCCAGAAAGACGUUGAUAUGGCUACUCUAUUGGUUCAAAAAUAUGGUGCCGAUGUUAAUUUGAAAGACUUCAGAGGUGAUACGCCUCUUAUUUUAGCAGCAUCUUCAAAUAACAAACCAAUGGUUGACUUAUUGCUGAGUUAAGCUUCUAGGCACGAGUUUAAUAUGCAAGGUGUCUCUGCUUUGAUGGAAGCAGCCUCAUUCGGAAAUUAUGACAUUAUCAGAGCUCUUCAUGUAAAGAGCUAUGACCUAGAGUUUUCAGACAAUAAUGGCUGGACACCAUUAAUGUU
Messenger RNA from Biomphalaria glabrata, 1802 nucleotides. RefSeq names its product ankyrin homolog. The record is from RefSeq and is a predicted model, not a curated record. Bases 145 to 1656 code for a protein of 503 amino acids. The transcript has 2 exons. Lineage: Eukaryota; Metazoa; Mollusca; Gastropoda; Planorbidae. Gene Ontology annotation, molecular function: protein binding.